AUGACAUCCACCACAACCUCAAGCCCUGUGCUGCAGGUCGCAGUUGUCGGCUGCGGGGAGAUUGCGCAAGUCACGCAUAUACCAAACCUCAUCAUCGCCAACCACAUGUUCAAGGCUGUUGCGCUGGUGGACAUCUCUACCUCGACUCUGAAGCACUGCUCGGAACGUUUUGGAAUCACCAACUGCUUCUCGUCCGUAGACGAACUGCUGGCGUCGUCCGUCCCCGUGGACCUAGUGUUCAUCUGCUCUGCAGACCAGUACCAUGCCGACCAAGCCAUCGCGUGUGCCAAUGCAGGCAAACACGUCAUGCUCGAGAAGCCGAUGGUACAGACCCUGUCCGAGGCCGACGCGCUGGAGGAAGCACGCAAACGUAACAAUGUGGUCAUCUUUGUGGGAUACAUGCGCCGCUACGCAACUGCGUUCAAGCGGUUCAAGGACGCAAUCAAUGGCAAGGACAUCAAGUAUGUCCGGGUACGCGACAUUAUCGGUGGACAGAACCCGCGGUUCACUCCUCAGACGGGCAUGUACCAGCGCAUGUUUACCGAUUUCCCUCCCGGAGCGGCAGCCGACGUGAAGUCGCGUGCGGAGGCCAAUCUGGUUGAGAACUUUGGGAACGCCGCCCUCACUGACCCGUCAAACCUCGGAUCAUGGCAGAUCCUCACAGCGUUCAGCUCCCAUGCCCUCUCCGCCAUGCGAGAGGCGAUUGGUAUGCCGGCCCACGUCCACUUUGCUUGCCGACGUGGAGACCUCGAGCGUCCGAACUGGUGGCAGGUGCUCUUCGAUCACGGUGCAUUCAACACACUUUAUGAGGUGCAGGACGAUUCUCAGUGCACAGCUGACAGCAGAUGGGCGUCGACGACGUUGGAUUCUUUGACGCACACAUUGAAGUGUACACCGGCACUGAGAGGAUCAAGAUUCAAUUUGACAGGUGCGGUUUCCUCAGGCCCAGUUCUUGCUAACUCUAGUCCCUACAUUCGGGCACUGCCUAUCAAUGUAACAAUUCAAAAGGUGCUCCCUAACGGCGACUAUGACGAGAAUACGUCCCGCCCAACUUAUGUCGACUUUUACAACCUCACGCUCAUCGAGUUGUACAAGGCUGUCACGGAGGGCACCGAGUUCCCCACCACCGUGAUGGACGGCAGGGAGGACGUUGUCCUCACCAAGAUGAUCAUGAACGCUGUUAUGGACCAUAAGCAAUAG
Molecule: messenger RNA, 1200 nt
Organism: Apiotrichum porosum
Lineage: Eukaryota; Fungi; Basidiomycota; Tremellomycetes; Trichosporonales; Trichosporonaceae
Exons: 3
Coding region: 1-1200 (399 amino acids)
Molecular function (GO): nucleotide binding
Source: RefSeq, a predicted model, not a curated record